This is a messenger RNA of Dentiscutata heterogama, 148 nucleotides long. The record is from the annotation of a GenBank genome assembly. NCBI's taxonomy places the organism in Eukaryota, Fungi, Glomeromycota, Glomeromycetes, Diversisporales, Gigasporaceae.
UUUUUGUGAUCUGACUCAAGACAUUAAUUUGGAUAUAAACGCAGGUCAAAAAAAUCAAGAAGUGAUUAAUAUCCAAGAAAACGAUGAAAAGGAGGAAGAUAUAUAUUACGAAGACAAAUCAAUUGAAUAUUCAAAUUGCUGGGACUAA